GGGGGGAGGCGGAGCGGCGCCGCGCUGCACUACUUUCCUCUCCGGUUGCAAAUGGCUGCCUCGUUCCCCACUUUCCGCUCAGUUUCCUGACCCCCCGGUGCCGGGAGCCGGGGUUGGGCCAUGCACCUCUAAGCCCCCAGCGAUCACAGCCAGCCGGGGGUCUAGGGAGUGCCACCGACCAGAGCCGGCCAGGCCGGGGGCGGGGCAGCUCCCGAGGCCAGAGGGGAAGGGAGGCGAGCGCAGGGCCUGGAGCGGCCGGAGGGGAGCAGGCAGAGGGGCUCGCACCGCCCGCCCCUUCCUCUUCCUCGCCCACCUAGCCUCCUCCCUUCCCCGGGGGGAGCAGAAGGUGGGGGGCUCGAAGCGGCCGAGGGUGAGCGCUCGGGGUCGAGAAGCCCGGCGCUGGGUGUGUGUCAGGUUCAGCCCCGCGGCCCCGCCGGCCCCGCGUCGCCGUAGCUCGCGCGGCCCCGGGGCGCCGGCCGGGGCGGGGAGAGGGGUUCAGCGCUCCUGCGAGGGUCUCACGUUCCAUCCGGGCCAGGCGCGGGGCGGCGCGGCAUUCCUUCCGGGCUGCUGGGGAGGCGCCUCGACGUUCCAUCUGGAGAGCCUCGACGUUCCGCCCGAGCCCGGCGCGGGCGGCCGGGGCGCUGGCCGGGCCCUAGGACUGAGAGGCCGCCCGGCGACGCGGAUGCGGAGCCUGCUCGCCCAAGAUCAAAGCCACCGGUGCUCUCUUUGUGUCCGCUCGGGAUUCGCCGCCCUGGGGCUGUCCAUGGAAACCUAAACUGCUGGAAGCUGAGGCAGAGAACCCCCUCUUUGGCUUCUUGCUGUUUUUUGUGGGGGGAGGGUGGCCACUCCGACCUGGAUUUACCGUUCUUGGCCCCCCUAAGCCCCCCCGUGCGGGGGGCGGCUGUGAUCGCUCUGGCGGUUGGAGGUCGGGGAGCGGCCCGGGCUCUGGCCAUGUUCUCGGAUGAGGAUUUCUGGAUCGCCCUGUGAAGAGGUCUCCCCGAGAGGGCCCUGCCCAGUCGGAGAGAGGGAUGGACAGCCAGAAGCUGCCUGGUGAGGAUAAAGAUUCAGAACCGGCAGCUGAUGAACCUGCAGCUUCUGAGGACCCAGGUGCCACUGAGUCAGACCUGCCUAACCCACAUGUGGGGGAGGUCUCUGUCCCUAGUUCUGGGAGUCCCAGUCUUCAGGACACUUCUCAGGACUGCAGUGGGGGUCCAGUGCGGCGUUGUGCUCUCUGUAACUGCGGGGAGCCCAGUCUGCACGGGCAGCGGGAGCUACAGCGCUUUGAGUUGCCAUUUGAUUGGCCCCGGUGUCCAGUGGUAUCCCCUGGGGGGAGCCCAGGGCGCAAUGAGGCAGUGCUGCCCAGUGAGGACCUAUCACAGAUUGGUUUCCCUGAGGGCCUUACACCUGCCCACCUAGGAGAACCUGGAGGGUCCUGUUGGGCUCACCAUUGGUGUGCUGCGUGGUCGGCAGGCGUAUGGGGGCAGGAGGGCCCACAACUAUGUGGUGUGGACAAGGCCAUCUUCUCAGGGAUCUCACAGCGCUGCUCCCACUGCACCAGGCUCGGUGCCUCCAUCCCUUGCCGCUCACCUGGAUGUCCACGGCUUUACCAUUUCCCCUGCGCAACCGCCAGCGGUUCCUUCCUAUCCAUGAAAACACUGCAGCUGCUAUGCCCAGAGCACAGUGAGGGGGCUGCACAUCUGGAGGAGGCUCGCUGUGCAGUGUGUGAGGGGCCAGGGGAGUUGUGUGACCUGUUCUUCUGUACGAGCUGUGGGCAUCACUAUCAUGGGGCCUGCCUGGACACUGCUCUGACUGCCCGCAAACGUGCUGGCUGGCAGUGCCCUGAAUGCAAAGUGUGCCAAGCCUGCAGGAAACCUGGGAAUGACUCUAAGAUGUUGGUUUGUGAGACGUGUGACAAAGGAUACCAUACCUUCUGCCUAAAACCACCCAUGGAGGAACUGCCUGCUCACUCUUGGAAGUGUAAGGCAUGCCGGGUGUGCCGGGCCUGUGGGGCAGGCUCGGCAGAACUGAAUCCCAACUCGGAGUGGUUUGAGAACUACUCUCUCUGUCACCACUGUCACAAAGCCCAGGGAGGUCAGCCUCUCAGCUCUGUUGCUGAGCAGCAUACCCCUGUGUGUAGCAGAUUUUCACCCCCAGAGCCCGGCGAUACCCCCACUGAUGAGCCCGAUGCUCUGUACGUUGCAUGCCAAGGGCAGCCAAAGGGUGGGCACGUGACCUCUAUGCAACCCAAGGAACCGGGGCCCCUGCAAUGUGAAGCCAAACCACUAGGGAGAGCAGGAGUCCAACUUGAGCACCAGUUGGAGGCCCCCCAAAAUGAGGAGAUGCCACUGCUGCCCCCGCCUGAGGAGUCACCCCUGUCCCCACCACCUGAGGAAUCACCCACGUCCCCACCGCCUGAGGCAUCACGCCUGUCCCCACCACCUGAGGAAUCACCCGCAUCCCCGCUUCCUGAGGCAUUGCACCUGUCCCAGCCGCCAGAGGAAUCGCCCCUCUCUCCGCCGCCUGAGGAGUCUCCUCUGUCUCCCCCACCUGAAUCAUCACCUUUUUCUCCGCUGGAGGAGUCGCCCUUCUGUCCACCGGAAGAGUCACCCCCAUCUCCUGCACUUGAGACGCCCCUGUCCCCACCACCUGAAGCAUCACCCCUGCCCCCACCAUUUGAGGAAUCUCCUUUGUCCCCGCCACCUGAGGAAUUGCCCACCUCCCCACCACCUGAAGCAUCUCGCCUGUCUCCACCGCCUGAGGAGUCACCCAUGUCCCCUCCGCCUGAAGAGUCACCCAUGUCUCCACCACCAGAGGCGUCUCGUCUGUUCCCACCAUUUGAAGAGUCUCCUCUGUCUCCUCCACCUGAGGAGUCUCCCCUCUCCCCACCACCUGAGGCAUCACGCCUGUCCCCACCACCUGAGGACUCACCUAUGUCCCCCCCACCUGAAGAAUCACCUAUGUCCCCCCCACCUGAGGUAUCGUGCCUGUCUCCCCUGCCUGAGGUGUCACGCCUGUCUCCACCGCCUGAGGAAUCUCCCUUGUCCCCACCGCCUGAGGAGUCUCCCAUGUCCCCUCCACCUGAGGCUUCACGGCUUUCCCCACCACCUGAGGACUCACCUGCUUCCCCACCACCGGAGGACUCUCUCAUGUCCCUGCCGCUGGAGGAGUCACCCCUGUCGCCACUACCUGAGGUGCCGCAUCUCUGUGGCCGGCCUGAGGAGCUGCAACUCUGCCCACCAUCUGAGGAGCCACACCUGUGCCCCCGGCCCGAGGAGCCCCAUCUAUCUCCACAGCCUGAGGAGCUGCACCUGUCCCCGCAGCCUGAGGAGCUGCACCUGUCCCCCCAGCCUGAGGAGCCACUGCUAUCUUUGAAUCCUGAGGAGCCACACCUGUCCCCCCAGCCUGAGGAGCCGCACCUGUCCCCCCAGCCUGAGGAGCCAUGCCUAUCCCCCCGGCCCGAGGAGCCACACUUAUCUCCCCAGCCUGAGGGACCACAUCUGUCCCCUCAGCCUGAGGAAUUACGCCUGUCCCCCCAGACUGAGGAGCCGCACCUGUCUCCUGUGCCUGAGGAGCCAUGCUUGUCUCCCCAACCUGAGGAAUCGCACCUGUCCUCCCAGUCUGAGGAACCACGCCUGUCCCCCCAGCCUGAGGAACUGCACCUGUCCCCUCAGCCUGAGGAACUGCACCUGUCCCCUCAGCCUGAGGAGCCACCCCUGUCCCCUCGGCCUGAAGAGCCCCCUGAGGAGCCAGGCCAGUGCCCUGUACCUGAGGAGUUGUCCUUGUUCCCCCCACCUGAGGAGCCACCCUUAUCUCCCUUGCUUGGAGAGCCAGCCCUGUCUGAACCUGGGGAACCACCUCUGUCCCCUCUGCCUGAGGAGCUGCCCUUGUCCCCGUCUGGGGAGCCAUCCUUGUCACCUCAGCUGAUGCCACCAGAUCCCCUUCCUCCUCCGCUCUCACCCAUUAUCACCGCUGUGGCCCCACCGGCCCUGUCUCCUUUGAGGGAGUUAGAGUACCCCUUUGGUGCCAAAGGGGACAGUGACCCUGAGUCACCCUUGGCUGCCCCCAUCCUGGAGACACCUAUCAGCCCUCCACCAGAAGCUAACUGCACUGACCCUGAGCCUGUCCCCCCUAUGAUCCUUCCCCCAUCCCCAGGCUCCCCAAUGGGACCGGCUUCUCUCAUCCUGAUGGAGCCCCUUCCCCCUCAGUGUUCGCCACUCCUUCAGCAUUCCCUGCCUCCUCAAAACUCUCCUCCUUCCCAUUGCUCCCCUCCUGCCCUGCCACUGUCUGUUCCCUCCCCAUUGAGUCCCAUAGGGAAGGCAGUGGGGGUCUCAGAUGAGGCUGAGUCCCACGAAAUGGAUACUGAGAAAGUUCCAGAACCUGAAUGUCCAGCCUUGGAACCCAGUGCCACCAGUCCCCUCCCUUCCCCAAUGGGCGACCUUUCCUGUCCCGCCCCCAGCCCUGCCCCAGCCCUGGAUGACUUCUCUGGCCUAGGGGAAGACAUAGCCCCUCUGGAUGGGACUGAUGCUCCAGGUUCACAGCCAGAGGCUGGACAGACGCCUGGCAGUUUGGCUAGUGAACUUAAAGGCUCCCCUGUGCUCCCGGACCCCGAGGAGCUGGCCCCUGUGACCCCUAUGGAGGUCUACCCCGAAUGCAAGCAGGCAGCAGGGCAGGGCUCACCAUGUGAAGAACAGGAAGAGCCACGUGCAUCGGUGGCCCCCACACCACCCACUCUCAUCAAAUCCGACAUCGUCAAUGAGAUCUCUAAUCUGAGCCAGGGCGAUGCCAGUGCCAGUUUUCCUGGCUCAGAGCCCCUCCUGGGCUCUCCUGACCCGGAGGGGGGUGGCUCCCUGUCCAUGGAGCUGGGGGUCUCUACGGAUGUUAGUCCAGCCCGAGAUGAGGGCUCCCUACGGCUCUGUACCGACUCACUGCCAGAGACUGAUGACUCACUAUUGUGUGAUGCCGGGACAGCUAUCAGUGGAGGCAAAGCCGAUGGGGAGAAGGGGCGGCGACGCAGCUCCCCAGCUCGUUCCCGCAUCAAACAGGGUCGCAGCAGUAGUUUCCCAGGAAGACGCCGGCCUCGUGGAGGAGCCCAUGGAGGACGUGGUAGAGGACGGGCCCGGCUAAAGUCAACUGCUUCUUCCAUUGAGACUCUGGUAGUUGCUGACAUUGAUAGCUCUCCCAGUAAGGAGGAGGAGGAAGAAGAUGAUGACACCAUGCAGAAUACCGUGGUUCUCUUCUCCAACACAGACAAAUUCGUCCUAAUGCAGGACAUGUGUGUGGUAUGUGGCAGCUUUGGCCGGGGUGCAGAGGGCCACCUCCUUGCAUGUUCGCAGUGCUCUCAGUGCUAUCACCCUUACUGUGUCAACAGCAAGAUCACUAAGGUGAUGCUGCUCAAGGGCUGGCGUUGUGUGGAGUGUAUUGUGUGUGAGGUGUGCGGCCAGGCCUCCGACCCCUCACGCCUGCUGCUCUGUGAUGACUGUGACAUUAGUUACCACACUUACUGCCUGGACCCCCCACUGCUCACUGUGCCCAAGGGUGGCUGGAAGUGCAAGUGGUGUGUGUCUUGUAUGCAGUGUGGGGCUGCCUCCCCUGGCUUCCACUGUGAAUGGCAGAAUAGUUACACACACUGUGGGCCCUGUGCCAGCCUGGUGACCUGCCCUAUCUGUCAUGCUCCUUAUGUGGAAGAGGACCUACUAAUCCAGUGCCGCCACUGUGAACGGUGGAUGCAUGCUGGCUGUGAGAGCCUCUUCACAGAGGACGAUGUGGAGCAGGCAGCCGAUGAGGGCUUUGACUGUGUCUCCUGCCAGCCCUAUGUAGUAAAGCCUGUGGUGCCUGUUGCGCCUCCAGAGUUGGUGCCUAUGAAGGUGAAAGAGCCAGAGCCCCAGUACUUUCGCUUCGAAGGUGUGUGGCUGACGGAAACUGGCAUGGCUGUGCUGCGUAACCUGACCAUGUCACCACUGCACAAGCGGCGCCAGCGGCGAGGACGGCUUGGCCUCCCAGGCGAGGCAGGGUUGGAGGGUUCUGAGCCCUCAGAUGCCCUUGGCCCUGAUGACAAGAAGGAUGGGGACCUGGACACCGAUGAGCUGCUCAAGGGUGAAGGUGGUGUGGAGCACAUGGAGUGUGAAAUUAAACUGGAGGGCCCUGUCAGCCCGGAUGUGGAGCCUGGCAAAGAGGAGACUGAGGAAAGCAAAAAACGCAAGCGUAAACCCUAUCGGCCUGGCAUUGGUGGUUUCAUGGUGCGACAGCGGAAAUCCCACAUGCGCAUGAAAAAGGGGCCUGCUGCACAGGCGGAGGUGUUGAGUGGGGAUGGGCAGCCCGACGAGGGUGAGACGGUGACACCUGCUGACGUGCCUGCAGAGGGUACCGUGGAGCAGAGCUUAGCUGAAGGGGAUGAGAAGAAGAAGCAACAGCGGCGAGGGCGCAAGAAGAGCAAACUGGAGGACAUGUUCCCUGCUUACCUGCAGGAAGCCUUCUUUGGGAAGGAGCUGCUGGACCUGAGCCGUAAGGCCCUUUUUGCAGUUGGGAUGGGCCGGCCAGGCUUUGGACUAGGAACCCCAAAAGCCAAGGGAGAUGGAGGCUCAGAAAGGAAGGAGCUCCCCACCUUGCAGAAAGGAGAUGAUGGUCCAGAUAUUGCAGACGAAGAAUCCCGUGGCCUCGAAGGCAAGGCUGAUACACCAGGACCUGAGGAUGGGGGUGUGAAGGCAUCCCCAGUGCCCAGUGACCCUGAGAAACCAGGCACCCCAGGUGAAGGGAUGCUUAGCUCUGACUUAGACAGGAUUUCCACAGAAGAACUGCCCAAGAUGGAAUCCAAGGACCUGCAGCAGCUCUUCAAGGAUGUUCUGGGCUCUGAACGAGAGCAGCAUCUGGGUUGUGGAACGCCUGGUCUGGAAGGCAGCCGUACGCCACUGCAGAGGCCCUUUCUUCAAGGUGGACUCCCUUUGGGAAGUCUCCCCUCCAGCAGCCCAAUGGAUUCCUACCCAGGCCUCUGCCAGUCCCCGUUCCUGGAUUCUAGGGAGCGCGGGGGCUUCUUUAGCCCGGAACCCGGUGAGCCAGACAGCCCCUGGACAGGCUCAGGCGGCACCACGCCCUCCACUCCCACAACCCCCACCACAGAGGGUGAGGGCGACGGACUCUCCUAUAACCAGCGGAGUCUUCAGCGCUGGGAGAAGGAUGAGGAGUUGGGCCAGCUGUCCACCAUCUCGCCCGUGCUCUAUGCCAACAUUAAUUUUCCUAAUCUCAAGCAAGAUUACCCAGACUGGUCAAGCCGUUGCAAACAAAUCAUGAAGCUCUGGAGAAAGGUUCCAGCAGCAGACAAAGCCCCCUACCUGCAAAAGGCCAAAGAUAACCGGGCAGCUCACCGCAUCAACAAGGUGCAGAAGCAGGCUGAGAGCCAGAUCAACAAGCAGACCAAGGUGGGCGACAUAGCCCGUAAGACUGACCGACCGGCCCUACAUCUCCGCAUUCCCCCCCAGCCAGGGGCACUGGGCAGCCCGCCCCCCGCCGCUGCCCCCACCAUUUUCAUUGGCAGCCCCACUACCCCCGCCGGCUUGUCUACCUCUGCGGACGGGUUCCUGAAGCCGCCGGCGGGCUCGGUGCCCGGCCCUGACUCGCCUGGUGAGCUCUUCCUCAAGCUCCCACCCCAGGUGCCCGCCCAAGUGCCUUCGCAGGACCCCUUUGGACUGGCCCCCGCCUAUUCCCUGGAGCCCCGCUUCCCCACAGCACCACCCACCUAUCCCCACUAUCCUAGUCCGACGGGGGCUCCCGUGCAGCCCCCGAUGCUGGGCAACUCAUCUCGUCCGGGGACUGGUCAGCCAGGGGAAUUCCACACUACCCCACCUGGCACCCCCCGCCACCAGCCCUCCACACCUGACCCCUUCCUCAAACCCCGCUGCCCCUCGCUGGAUAAUCUGGCUGUGCCUGAGAGCCCUGGGGUAGGGGGAGGCAAGGCUUCCGAGCCCCUGCUCUCGCCCCCACCUUUUGGGGAGUCUCGGAAGGCUCUCGAGGUAAAGAAGGAAGAGCUUGGGGCAUCUUCUCCUAGCUAUGGGCCCCCAAACCUGGGCUUUGUUGACUCACCCUCCUCAGGCCCCCAUCUGGGUGGCCUGGAGUUAAAGACAUCUGAUGUCUUCAAAGCCCCCCUGACCCCUCGGGCAUCUCAGGUAGAGCCCCAGAGCCCGGGCUUGGGCCUAAGGCCUCAGGAGCCACCCCCUGCCCAGGCUUUGGUCCCUUCCCCCCCAAGUCACUCAGACAUCUUCCGCCCUGGCUCCUACCCUGACCCCUAUGCCCAGCCCCCAUUGACCCCUCGGCCCCAGCCUCCACCCCCUGAGAGCUGCUGUGCUCUGCCCCCUCGCUCAUUGCCCUCUGACCCUUUCUCCCGAGUGCCUGCCAGUCCUCAGUCCCAGUCCAGCUCCCAGUCUCCACUGACACCCCGUCCUCUGUCUGCUGAAGCUUUCUGCCCGUCCCCCGUUACCCCUCGCUUCCAGUCCCCUGACCCAUAUUCUCGCCCACCUUCACGCCCUCAGUCCCGUGACCCGUUUGCCCCAUUGCAUAAGCCACCCCGCCCCCAGCCCCCUGAAGUUGCCUUUAAGGCUGGGUCUCUAGCCCACACUGCGUUGGGGGCUGGGGGUUUCCCAGCAGCCCUGCCCUCAGGGCCAGCAGGUGAGCUCCAUGCCAAGGUCCCAAGUGGGCAGCCCCCCAAUUUUGUCCGGUCCCCUGGGACGGGCGCAUUUGUGGGCACCCCCUCUCCCAUGCGUUUCACUUUCCCUCAGGCGGUAGGGGAACCUUCCCUAAAGCCCCCUGUCCCUCAGCCUGGUCUCCCGCCACCCCAUGGGAUCAACAGCCAUUUUGGGCCCGGCCCCACCUUGGGCAAGCCUCAAAGCACAAACUACGCAGUAGCCACAGGGAACUUCCACCCAUCGGGCAGCCCCCUGGGGCCCAGCAGCGGGUCCACAGGGGAGAGCUAUGGGCUGUCCCCGCUCCGCCCCCCGUCAGUUCUGCCUCCACCUGUACCCGACGGAUCCCUCCCCUACCUGUCCCAUGGAGCCUCACAGCGAUCAGGCAUCACCUCUCCUGUCGAAAAGCGAGAAGACCCAGGGGCUGGAAUGGGUAGCUCUUUGGCGACACCUGAACUCCCAGGUACCCAGGACCCAGGCAUGUCCGGCCUUAGCCAGACAGAGCUGGAGAAGCAACGGCAGCGCCAGCGACUACGAGAGCUGCUGAUUCGGCAGCAGAUCCAGCGCAACACCCUGCGGCAGGAGAAGGAAACAGCUGCAGCAGCUGCAGGAGCAGUGGGGCCUCCAGGCAGCUGGAGUGCUGAGCCCAGCAGCCCUGCCUUUGAGCAGCUGAAUCGAGGCCAGACCCCCUUUGCUGGAUCACAGGACAAGAGCAGCCUUGUGGGGUUGCCUCAAAGCAAGCUGAGUGGCCCCAUUCUGGGGCCAGGGUCCUUCCCUAGUGAUGACCGACUCUCCCGGCCACCUCCACCAGCCACGCCUUCCUCUAUGGAUGUGAACAGCCGGCAACUGGUAGGAGGCUCCCAAGCUUUCUAUCAGCGAGCAUCCUAUCCUGGGUCCCUGCCCUUACAGCAGCAACAGCAACAGCUGUGGCAGCAGCAACAGGCAACAGCAGCAACCUCCAUGCGAUUUGCCAUGUCAACUCGCUUUCCAUCAACUCCUGGACCUGAACUUGGCCGCCAAGCCCUAGGUUCCCCCUUGACAGGAAUUCCCACCCGCCUGCCAGGCCCUGGUGAGCCAGUGCCUGGUCCAGCUGGUCCUGCCCAGUUCAUUGAGCUGCGGCACAAUGUACAGAAAGGACUGGGACCUGGGGGAACUCAGUUUCCUGGUCAGGGCCCACCUCAAAGACCUCGUUUUUACCCUGUAAGUGAGGACCCCCACCGACUGGCUCCUGAAGGGCUUCGGGGCCUGGCGGUAACAGGUCUUCCCCCACAGAAACCCUCAGGCCCACCGGCCCCUGAAUUGAACAACAGCCUCCAUCCAACACCCCAUACCAAAGGUCCUACCCUGCCAACUGGCUUGGAGCUGGUCACCCGGCCCCCUUCAAGCACGGAGCUUGGCCGCCCUCCUCCUCUGGCCCUGGAAACUGGGAAGUUGCCCUGUGAAGAUCCUGAGCUGGAUGAUGAUUUUGAUGCCCACAAGGCCCUAGAGGAUGAUGAAGAGCUUGCUCACCUAGGUCUGGGUGUGGAUGUGGCCAAGGGUGAUGAUGAACUGGGCACCCUAGAAAACCUGGAGACCAAUGACCCCCACUUGGAUGACCUGCUCAAUGGAGACGAGUUUGACCUGCUGGCAUAUACUGAUCCUGAGCUGGACACUGGGGACAAGAAGGACAUCUUCAAUGAGCACCUGAGGCUGGUAGAAUCGGCUAAUGAGAAGGCUGAACGGGAGGCCCUGCUGCAGGGGGUGGAGCCAGGACCCUUGGGCCCUGAGGAGCGCCCUCCCCCUGCUGCUGAUGCCUCUGAGCCCCGCCUGGCAUCUGUGCUCCCUGAGGUGAAGCCCAAGGUGGAGGAGGGUGGGCGCCACCCUUCCCCUUGUCAGUUCACCAUUGCUACCCCCAAGGUAGAGCCUGCACCUGCUGCCAAUUCCCUUGGCCUGGGGCUGAAGCCAGGACAGAGCGUGAUGAACAGCCGGGAUACCCGGAUGGGCACAGGGCCAUUUCCUAGCAGUGGGCACACAGCUGAGAAAGGUUCCUUUGGGGCCACAGGAGGACCACCAGCUCACCUGCUAACCCCCAGCCCAUUGAGUGGCCCAGGAGGAUCCUCCCUGCUGGAAAAGUUUGAGCUCGAGAGUGGGGCCCUGACCUUGCCUGGUGAACCUGCAGCAUCUGGGGAUGAGCUAGACAAGAUGGAGAGCUCACUGGUAGCCAGCGAGUUGCCGCUGCUCAUUGAGGACCUGUUGGAGCAUGAGAAGAAGGAGCUGCAGAAGAAGCAGCAGCUUUCAGCACAGUUGCAGCCUAUCCAGCAACAGCAGCAGCAGCAGCAGCAGCAGCCGCCGCCCCUACUGUCUACACCAGGCCCUGCCCAGGCCAUGUCUUUGCCACAUGAGGGCUCUUCUCCCAGUUUGGCUGGGUCCCAACAGCAGCUUUCCCUGGGUCUUGGAGGUGCCCGACAGCCAGGCUUGGCUCAACCACUGAUGCCCACCCAGCCACCAGCUCAUGCCCUCCAGCAGCGCCUGGCCCCAUCCAUGGCUAUGGUGUCCAAUCAAGGGCAUAUGCUGAGUGGGCAGCAUGGAGGGCAGGCAGGCUUGGUACCCCAGCAGAGCUCACAGCCAGUGCUAUCACAGAAGCCCAUGGGCACCAUGCCACCUUCCAUAUGCAUGAAGCCCCAGCAACUGGCAAUGCAGCAGCAACUGGCAAACAGCUUCUUUCCAGAUACAGACCUGGACAAAUUUGCUGCAGAAGAUAUCAUUGAUCCCAUUGCAAAGGCCAAGAUGGUGGCUUUGAAAGGCAUCAAGAAAGUGAUGGCUCAAGGCAGCAUUGGGGUGGCACCUGGUAUGAACAGGCAACAAGUGUCUCUGCUAGCUCAGAGGCUUUCGGGGGGACCUGGCAGUGAUCUGCAGAACCAUGUGGCAGCUGGGAGUGGCCAGGAGCAUAGUGCUGGUGAUCCUUCCCAGCCUCGUCCCAACCCGCCCACUUUUGCUCAGGGAGUUAUCAAUGAAGCUGACCAGCGGCAGUAUGAGGAGUGGCUGUUCCAUACCCAGCAGCUCCUACAGAUGCAGCUGAAGGUGCUAGAGGAGCAGAUUGGUGUACACCGCAAGUCCCGGAAGGCUCUGUGUGCCAAGCAGCGCACUGCCAAAAAAGCUGGCCGUGAGUUCCCAGAAGCUGAUGCUGAGAAGCUCAAGCUGGUUACAGAGCAGCAGAGCAAGAUCCAGAAACAGCUGGAUCAGGUCCGGAAACAGCAGAAAGAACACACUAAUCUCAUGGCAGAAUAUCGGAACAAGCAGCAGCAACAGCAGCAGCAGCAGCAACAGCAACAACACUCAGCUGUGCUGGCUCUCAGCCCUUCCCAGAGUCCCCGGCUACUCACCAAGCUCCCUGGUCAGCUGCUCCCUAGCCAUGGGCUGCAGCCACCACAGGGGCCUCCGGGUGGGCAAGCUGGAGGUCUUCGCCUGCCCCCUGGGGGUAUGGCACUAUCUGGACAGCCUGGUGGCCCCUUCCUUAACACAGCUCUGGCCCAACAGCAGCAACAGCAACAUUCUGGUGGGGCUGGAUCCCUGGCUGGCCCCUCAGGAGCCUUCUUCCCUGGCAACCUUGCUCUUCGAGGCCUCGGACCUGAUUCAAGGCUUUUACAGGAAAGGCAGCUGCAGCUGCAGCAACAACGUAUGCAGCUGGCCCAGAAACUGCAGCAGCAGCAACAGCAACAGCAGCAGCAGCAGCACCUCCUAGGACAGGUGGCAGUCCAGCAGCAACAGCAGCAGGGUCCUGGAGUACAGACAAACCAGGCUCUGGGUCCCAAGCCCCAGGGGCUUCUGCCUCCCAGCAGCCACCAAGGUCUCCUGGUCCAACAGCUGUCCCCUCAACCACCCCAGGGCCCCCAGGGCAUACUAGGCCCUGCCCAAGUGGCCGUGUUGCAGCAGCAGCACCCUGGAGCUUUGGCCCCCCAGGGCCCUCACAGACAGGUGCUUAUGACCCAGUCCCGGGUGCUCAGUUCCCCCCAGCUGGCACAGCAGGGUCAGGGGCUUAUGGGACACAGGCUGGUUACAGCCCAGCAGCAGCAGCAACAACAGCACCAACAGCAAGGGUCCAUGGCAGGGCUGUCCCAUCUUCAGCAGGGUCUAAUGUCACACAGUGGGCAGCCCAAACUGAGCACUCAGCCCAUGGGCUCUUUACAACAGCUUCAACAGCAGCAGCAGCAGCAGCAGCAGCAGCUGCAACAGCAUCAGCAACUUCAACAGCAACAGCAACUUCAGCAGCAACAGCAGCAGCAGCUUCAACAGCAGCAGCAGCAGCAGCAGCUACAACAGCAACAGCUACAGCAGAAGCAGCAGCUACAGCAGCAGCAGCUACAGCAGCAGCAGUUUCAACAGCAGCAGCAGCAGCAGCAGCAGGGCCUUUUAAACCAGAGUCGAACUUUACUAUCUCCUCAGCAACAACAGCAGCAGCAGGUGGCACUUGGCCCUGGCAUGCCAGUAAAGCCUCUUCAACACUUUUCAAGCCCUGGAUCCCUGGGCCCAACCCUCCUCUUGACGGGCAAGGAACAAAACACCAUAGAGACUACUGUUUCUUCAGAGGUCACUGAGGGGCCCUCUACACAUCAUCGAGGGCAGUUAGCAAUAGGAACUACCCCUGAGUCAAUGGCCACUGAACCAGGAGAGGUAAAGCCCUCACUCUCCGGGGACUCACAACUCCUCCUUGUCCAACCCCAGGCCCAGCCUCAGCCCAACUCUUUGCAGCUGCAGCCACCACUGAGGCUUCCAGGACAACAGCAGCAGCAAGUUAGCCUGCUCCACACAGCAGGUGGAGGAAGCCAUGGGCAGCUGGGCAGUGGAUCAUCUUCUGAGGCCUCAUCUAUGCCCCACCUGCUGGCUCAGCCUUCUGUUUCCUUAGGGGAGCAGCCUGGGCCCAUGACUCAGAACCUUCUGGGCCCCCAACAGCCCAUACUAGAGCGGCCCAUGCAAAAUAAUACAGGACCACAACCUCCCAAACCAGGACCUGUCCUCCAGGCUGGGCAGGGUUUGCCUGGGGUUGGAGUCAUGCCUACAGUGGGUCAGCUUCGAGCACAGCUCCAAGGAGUCCUGGCCAAAAACCCACAGCUGCGGCACUUAAGUCCUCAGCAGCAGCAACAGCUACAGGCACUCCUCAUGCAGCGGCAGCUGCAGCAGAGUCAGGCAGUACGCCAGACCCCACCCUACCAGGAGCCUGGGACCCAGGCCUCUCCCCUCCAGGGCCUCCUAGGCUGUCAACCCCAACCUGGGGGCUUCCCUGGAUCCCAGACAGGCCCCCUCCAGGAGCUGGGGACAGGGCCUCGACCUCAGGGCCCACCCCGGCUCCCUGCCCCACCAGGAGCCUUAUCUACAGGACCAGUCCUUGGCCCUGUCCAUCCCACACCUCCACCAUCCAGCCCUCAAGAGCCAAAGAGACCUUCACAAUUACCUUCCCCCAGCUCCCAGCUUCCCACUGAGGCCCAGCUCCCUCCCACUCAUCCAGGGACCCCCAAAGCCCAGGGGCCAACCUUGGAGCUGCCUCCUGGGAGGGUCUCACCUGCUGCUGCCCAGCUUGCAGAUACCUUGUUUGGCAAGGGUCUGGGAUCUUGGGAUCCCCCAGACAACCUAGCAGAAGCUCAGAAGCCAGAACAGAGCAGCCUGGUACCGGAGCAUCUGGACCAGGUGAAUGGACAGGUAGUGCCUGAGGCACCCCAACUCAGCAUCAAGCAAGAGCCUCGGGAAGAGUCAUGUGCCCUGGGAACCCAGUCAGUGAAGAGGGAGGCCAAUGGGGAGCCCAUAGGGGCACCAGGUACCAGCAACCACCUCCUGCUGGCAGGCCCUCGCUCAGAAGCUGGGCAUCUGCUCUUGCAGAAGCUACUCCGAGCAAAGAAUGUGCAACUCAGCACUGGGCGGGGGUCCGAGGGGCUGCGAGCUGAGAUCAACGGGCAUAUUGACAGCAAGCUGGCUGGGCUGGAGCAGAAACUACAGGGUACCCCCAGCAACAAGGAGGAUGCAGCAGCAAGGAAGCCUUUGACACCAAAGCCCAAGCGGGUACAGAAGGCAAGCGACAGGUUGGUGAGCUCCCGAAAGAAGCUGCGGAAGGAGGACGGGGUCAGGGCCAGCGAGGCCUUGCUGAAACAGCUGAAACAGGAGCUGUCCUUGCUGCCCCUAAUGGAGCCUGCUAUCACCGCCAAUUUUAGCCUCUUCGCUCCCUUUGGCAGUGGCUGCCCAGUCAAUGGGCAGAGCCAGCUGAAGGGGGCCUUUGGAAGUGGGGCGCUGCCCACUGGCCCUGACUACUAUUCCCAGCUGCUUACCAAGAAUAACCUGAGUAAUCCGCCGACACCACCCUCGUCGCUGCCCCCCACCCCACCCCCAUCGGUGCAGCAGAAGAUGGUGAAUGGCGUCACCCCAUCUGAAGAGCUGGGGGAGCACCCCAAGGAUGCUGCCUCUGCCCGGGAUACUGAAGGGGCACUGAGGGAUACUACAGAGGUGAAGAGUCUAGACCUACUGGCUGCCUUGCCUACACCCCCUCACAAUCAGACUGAGGAUGUCAGGAUGGAGAGUGAUGACGAUAGCGAUUCUCCUGAUAGCAUUGUGCCAGCUUCAUCCCCUGAGAGCAUUCUGGGGGAGGAGGCCCCUCGUUUCCCUCAUCUGGGCUCAGGCCGGUGGGAGCCAGAGGACCGGGCUCUCUCCCCUGUCAUCCCCCUCAUUCCUCGGGCCAGCAUCCCAGUCUUCCCAGAUACCAAACCUUAUGGGGCUCUUGACCUGGAGGUCCCUGGAAAGCUGCCUGCCACGACUUGGGAAAAGGGCAAAGGAAGUGAGGUGUCAGUCAUGCUCACAGUCUCUGCUGCUGCAGCCAAGAACCUGAAUGGUGUGAUGGUGGCAGUGGCAGAGCUGCUAAGCAUGAAGAUCCCUAAUUCCUAUGAGGUGCUGUUCCCAGAGAGCCCCGCCCGGGCGGGCACUGAGCCUAAGAAGGGGGAAGCUGAGGGUCCUGGUGGGAAGGAAAAGGGUCUGGGAGGCAAGAGCCCAGAUGCUGGCCCUGAUUGGCUGAAGCAGUUUGAUGCAGUGUUGCCUGGCUAUACCCUCAAGAGCCAACUAGACAUCUUGAGCCUUUUCAAACAGGAGAGCCCCGCCCCAGAGCCACCCACCCAGCACAGCUAUACCUACAAUGUCUCCAAUCUGGAUGUGCGUCAGCUCUCGGCCCCACCUCCUGAAGAACCCUCCCCGCCCCCUUCCCCCUUGGCACCCUCUCCUGCCAGUCCCCCUGCUGAACCCUUGGUUGAACUUCCCACUGAACCCUUGGCUGAGCCACCCGUCCCCUCACCUCUGCCACUGGCCUCAUCCCCUGAAUCAGCCCGGCCCAAGCCCCGUGCCCGGCCCCCUGAAGAAGGUGAAGAUUCCCAUCCCCCUCACCUCAAGAAAUGGAAAGGAGUGCGCUGGAAGCGGCUGCGGCUGCUGCUGACCAUCCAGAAGGGCAGUGGGCGGCAGGAGGAUGAGCGGGAAGUGGCAGAGUUUAUGGAGCAGCUCGGCACAGCCUUGCGACCUGACAAGGUACCUCGAGACAUGCGUCGCUGCUGUUUCUGUCAUGAGGAGGGUGACGGGGCCACUGAUGGGCCUGCCCGCCUGCUGAACCUGGACCUGGACCUGUGGGUGCACCUCAACUGUGCCCUUUGGUCCACGGAGGUGUAUGAGACCCAGGGCGGGGCACUGAUGAAUGUGGAGGUCGCCCUGCACCGAGGACUGCUAACCAAGUGCUCCCUGUGCCAGCGAACUGGUGCCACCAGCAGCUGCAAUCGCAUGCGUUGCCCCAACGUCUACCAUUUUGCUUGUGCCAUCCGUGCCAAGUGCAUGUUCUUCAAGGACAAGACCAUGCUGUGUCCAAUGCAUAAGAUCAAGGGGCCCUGUGAGCAAGAGCUGAGCUCUUUUGCUGUCUUCCGACGGGUCUACAUUGAGCGGGACGAGGUGAAACAAAUUGCCAGCAUCAUUCAGCGGGGAGAACGGCUGCACAUGUUCCGUGUGGGAGGCCUUGUGUUCCACGCCAUUGGACAGCUGCUCCCUCACCAGAUGGCUGACUUUCAUAGUGCCACUGCCCUCUAUCCCGUUGGCUACGAGGCCACGCGCAUCUAUUGGAGCCUCCGCACCAACAACCGUCGCUGUUGCUAUCGCUGUUCUAUUGGUGAGAACAACGGGCGGCCAGAGUUUGUAAUCAAAGUCAUCGAGCAGGGCCUGGAGGACCUGGUCUUCACUGACGCCUCUCCCCAGGCUGUGUGGAAUCGCAUCAUUGAGCCUGUGGCUGCCAUGAGAAAAGAGGCUGACAUGCUGCGACUCUUCCCUGAGUAUCUGAAGGGCGAGGAGCUCUUUGGGCUGACGGUGCACGCCGUGCUUCGCAUAGCUGAAUCACUGCCCGGGGUGGAGAGCUGUCAAAAUUAUUUAUUCCGCUAUGGGCGCCACCCCCUGAUGGAGCUGCCACUCAUGAUCAACCCCACUGGCUGUGCCCGAUCAGAGCCUAAAAUUCUCACACACUACAAACGGCCCCAUACCCUGAACAGCACCAGCAUGUCUAAGGCAUAUCAGAGCACCUUCACAGGCGAGACCAACACCCCGUACAGCAAGCAGUUUGUGCACUCCAAGUCAUCUCAGUACCGGCGGCUGCGAACCGAAUGGAAGAACAACGUGUACCUGGCUCGCUCCCGUAUCCAGGGCCUGGGGCUCUAUGCAGCCAAGGACCUAGAAAAGCACACAAUGGUUAUCGAGUACAUUGGCACCAUCAUUCGGAACGAGGUGGCCAACCGGCGGGAGAAAAUCUAUGAGGAGCAGAAUCGAGGCAUCUACAUGUUCCGAAUAAACAAUGAACAUGUGAUUGAUGCUACGUUGACCGGCGGCCCUGCCAGGUACAUUAACCAUUCCUGUGCCCCUAACUGUGUGGCUGAAGUCGUGACAUUUGACAAAGAGGACAAAAUCAUCAUCAUCUCCAGCCGGCGAAUCCCCAAAGGAGAGGAGCUAACCUAUGACUAUCAGUUUGAUUUUGAGGACGAUCAGCACAAGAUCCCCUGCCACUGUGGAGCCUGGAAUUGUCGGAAAUGGAUGAACUAAGAAGCUUUGAGGCUACCAGGCAGGGGAGUCCCCCUACCCCCAACCUCUUCCCUGAAAGGGAUGAGGGGGAAGAGAGGUAGCAGCCAGAGCCAGGACCCAGGGCUGGGGCUGCCGGCUGACCGGAGCCCCUGGAGCAGGAGGCUGGGGCAGAGGGCCCUAGGCCAAGCCCACCCUGGGCACCAGGGACAACCCUCUUCCCCACCACCGGCCCUCAGGCUGGCAUCUCUGCCCCCAGCUCCAGGAGGGGCCAGACAGAAGCAGCCAUUGGGCAUCUCAGGUUUGAGGGGGAUAUGGGCCGGGAACUACCCAGAAGCAUCUGGGAGGCAGCAGGGUGGGGGAAGAGGAUGUGUGGCCGGGCCUCACAGCCCUGCUGCUCCCACUGACCUCUCUGGCCCAACUCAAGGCUGCAAAGAGACUUGACUAAGCUUGACAAUCCCAAAGGCCGGGUCCCACACCUGGCCCUGCCUGCCGGGUCCUGCCCCCACCCUCACCCCCAGACCCUUCCCUCUUGAUCUGUCUCUGUUUCCCUCUUUUCCUCUGUGUUUCUGUCUCUCUAUGGGUUGUGUUUCCUUGUUUUCCACUCUGACAAAUGCAACAUGAACGGGAAAGAGGCGCCCAGCUGCCUAGGAGGGCAAGCUGGGCAAGCCGGGCAAGGAGACCCCGCACCCACACCUACCUCAUUUAAGUGUUGGAUUUUUUGCUGUUUUGAAAUGUGAGACCCUCUCCAAGCCCCCUACUGCCCCAGCCCUCUCCCCCACCUCACUGCCCUCUUCUGAGUGGGUGGAAGGGGGGUAGGAGGAGGAAGAAAAACAACAACAAAAAAUCCAUCUUUGUUUUUAAUUAUGGGCAUGGGAUGGUGGUUGAGGCAAAUGAUGAUGAAGAUUGGGGAUGACUGGCCCCUAGUCGCUCUAGGACUUCCUUCUCCAUCUGGACAUGGGGGCAGGAGGGGCUAAACCUAGGACCAGGAUAUCUCCCUCCUGUUUUCCCAACCCCAUCAUGAGCCCGUUUGCCCUCCAGCCCCUGGAUGGGUUGGGUGGGGGGUAGGGUGAGGGCGAUCCCUGAGUGGCAUGCCCAUACCUAGUGAGGCAGGGUGUGGCCCGGAGCUCCCACUUUCCCUCAGUCACCAAACUGCUGCUGGUCUGGUGGGAAGGGGUGGUGAUGUGGGGGUGGGGGAGCUUAGUGUCAGCGCGGGGAGGGUGGGGGGUAUUUAUCUAUUUAUACAUGGGAUUGUACAUAGUCUUGUGGGGCAUGGGGGAGCCGGCUGGAGGUGAGAACCCUCCCCUCUCCCCCCACCCCCGGGGAGAGCAAAUGUAAAACUACUAAUUUUUGUGCUUUAUAUAUUCUAUAUAAAUAUAUCUAUUUUCUUUUUACAAAACCAGUUUAUAAAUGGUAGGGGGGCGUGGGGCGGACACAUGGAGCUCCCCUUGUGGGGGGGCCCACUCCAUUACCCAACCUACCGCCCUUUUCCUCACCCCCCCCCACCCCACUCCCCACCCCCUGGCUGUGACUGCUGUAAGAUGGGGGUAUAGAGGCUGGGCGAUUCCCACCCCCUGUUGUAUAGUUGGACUAUGUUAUAACGCACAAAAGAGAGCUGACCCCAGGGGGAGCCAGAGGGUGAUGGGUUCCCUGCCUCCCUUUCCUUCCCCUUUCUGCCCAAGCUAGUGCUGCAGUUGAACCUCUUCCUGCGGGUGGGGGUAGGUAAGGGGUGGGUGAGGCCCCAAACCCCUCUCUGGUAGGGAACCAUGGGGAUGAAGAUGAAGCUUAUAUGCAGUUAUCUUCUAGGGGCUGUGGGCAAAGGGCAUUUUGUAAUUAAUAUUUUCAAGAAUCAAAUGUCUGGAGUGUAGGGGUGGGCUUGGUGGUGGUGGACGGGCGGGCCUGCUGGAGGGGGAGCUUGGUCGCUGUUGUGAUUUUAGGUUUGUUUUUGUUUUGUUUUGAAUUUGGGGGGUUGUGGAUUGUUGGGGGUAGGGAGAUUUUUUUAUUUAAGCUGCUUCCUCAACUGUUCCAAGCUGCAAAUGUUUAAGAGAAUAACACCCCCCACUCCCACAGGAACCGCUGUAAUUAAAUCAGACAGUAGGGAGACUGGGCUGCUCCCCUCAAAGCCACAGCCCUUGGAUGUUCCUUUUCCGAGAGCAGAAGGUCUAGGCUACAGGGAUGGGGAGAUUGGCUCCUGUGAGUCAGGCUCUGUUUGGGGCUUGGGCCCUGGGAUUGGGAAAAGGGGAUGGGGCAGACUUUGUAAGCAUAUGCUAGGUAUCCGAUAGUCCUGUAGAAUUUAGUGAAGAAACCUUAUACAGUUUUUAAUUUUUAUAUAAACUAUAACUCAGACCCAAGCUACAAGGUUGGAAUUUUGGUUGUCGGUUUUUUUUUUAAGUACCCUGCCUGUAUAAUUGCAUCAAACUCCUCCACCCCCGCCCCCAUGUUUGUAUUUUGGGUUGGUUUACACUCGCACAUACUCAAAUUUUCAGUUUUCCCCUUUACAGUCUUCUCCCCUCACCUCCAGGACCCUCCCCCCUUUUUAAAAAAUAAAUCGCUGACAAGUGUGAAUCCCGUGAAAACUUUAUUUUGUGUUGUGUGUAUCCUGUACAGCAAGGUUGGUCCUUCGUAACAACGGAUGAAAUGGUUCCCUUUUUUAAAGCGCCCUCUCUCCCUCCACCCUCAGCGCCCCUCUGUCCUUGGCAUGUUUUGUAUCAGCGAUCAUUCUGAACUGUACAUAAUUUAUGUUGCGAGAGGCAAAGGGCAAGUUUUGGAUUUUGCUUCUUCCAAGUUUGUUUUUAAACAACAAAUAAAAAAAGAACAUUUUAAAUACAA
This is a messenger RNA of Saimiri boliviensis boliviensis (Bolivian squirrel monkey), 20546 nucleotides long. It is a transcript of the gene KMT2D, whose product is annotated as lysine methyltransferase 2D. Lineage: Eukaryota; Metazoa; Chordata; Mammalia; Primates; Cebidae. The record is from RefSeq and is a predicted model, not a curated record. Gene Ontology annotation, molecular function: transcription coactivator activity; histone H3K4 methyltransferase activity; protein binding. Gene Ontology annotation, biological process: positive regulation of transcription by RNA polymerase II. Gene Ontology annotation, cellular component: MLL3/4 complex; nucleus.